Molecule: messenger RNA, 2400 nt
Organism: Portunus trituberculatus (swimming crab)
Lineage: Eukaryota; Metazoa; Arthropoda; Malacostraca; Decapoda; Portunidae
Product: collectin-10-like
Exons: 6
Coding region: 146-835 (229 amino acids)
Source: RefSeq, a predicted model, not a curated record
UAAACACAACUCUCUCAGUGUCACCUCGGCUCUCCACCUGUGUACACCUGUCUCACUCACCCCCACCUGUCGCUAACCCGUCCUGAGUGGUUGUCAGGUUCUCCAUCUCUACGUUUCCUAAUUCGUCCCUGCUCGCUACCCCCCAAUGAAGACUAUCCUGCUGGCGCUAGUGACGGUGGGCCUGCUGGUGGCGAGACAAGGGGUUCAAGGCGUCCCAGGAUCCUACAGAACGUUUAGUGAGCUGCAGGGCAAGUAUAUCCCCUACAACAGCGCCAUCAGGAAAACCCGCGGUAGAAUGGAAGAAUGCAAUGAAGAAUGUGUCAAGGAUGACUCUUGCAACGCCUACGCCCAUUCCCGCAUGGAGAACAUCUGCUUCCUCUACGCCAAGGGACGCGAUCAGCUCCCCGUGAAGAUUGAUGGGUACAAUCUCUACGUGCGGGUGAGAGAUGAAAGCGACGGGUUCUACAGGUUCGGAUCUCACUACAUCAAGCUGGUCAUGGAGCGGAAGACUUAUAGGGAAGCGAUGAAAUACUGUGACGAGAACUUCUACGGUGUUCUUCCCAUUAUUACUAACCAUGCUAUGAACACCUUUAUGGAGAACAUGCUGCGUCAGUCCGUGGUGUUCGCGGCGACCAUUGGAGUUACAGACCAGAACGAGGAAGGGAAAUGGGUCUACAGCAGAACUGAUACUGAGAUUGUGUACUCCAACUGGAACUGGAAGGGGCAGUGGUUGCUGAAGGACCGCAACUGUGUCACUCUCACUAUUGACGGAACGUGGGUCAUGUCCGAUUGUUGGCAGCUUGAUUAUUUCUUCUGCCAGGUGCCACUUUACUGAGUCUGCGGAAAAGAGAGAGUGGAGUAGUGCAGGGAGUUUAUGUGGAGCGUUCUGUGAGUGUUUUAGGUGACGAGUGGAGUGUUCUGAGGAUGUGGAAGAGUGAAUGAGGGUGACUAAAUGAGGCGAGUGUUGGAGUGAGUUAAUGUGGAGUGUUCUGGGAGUGUGGAUCAGAGUUUGAGGCGACGAGUGGAGUGAUCUAGUGACGAGUGGAGUGUUCUGAGGAUGUGGAAGAGUGGAUGAGGGUGACUGAAUGAGGCGAGUGUUGGAGUGAGUUAAUGUGGAGUGUUCUGGGAGUGUGGAGUAGUGUUUUAAAUGGCGAGUGGAGUGAUCUAGUGUAGUGUGGAGUGUUCUAAGGAUGUGGAUGAGUGGAUGAGGGUGACUAAAGGAGUUGGAGACGUGGAGUUAGUUAAUGUGGAGUGUUCAAGGUGGACUAAUGUUUGAGGUGACACAUGGAGUGAUUUAAUGAGUGUACUGUGGAUGUGGAAGAGUGGAUGACCUGUUGGAGUGGGGGAGUGAGUCAGUAAUGUAGAGCGUUCAGCAAGUGUGGACUAGUGUUUUGAAUGGCGAGUGGAGGGAUCUAGUGUACUGUGGACUGUUUUGAGAAUGUGGAAGAGUGGAUGAGCUGACUUCACGAGCUGGCGGAGGGGUGGAAUGAGUCAGUAAUGUGGUGUGUUCAGCGAGUGUGGACUAAUAUUUUAAGUGACGAGUGGAAUGAGCAAAUAGUAGUGUGGAGUGAUCUGAGAAUGUGGAAGAGUGGAUGGGGAGAUAUAAGGUGGAGUAAGUCAGUAGUGUGGUGUGUUCUGGGAAUGUGGACUAAUAUACAGGUGGAGAGCAACCCACUGAUAACAGGAAUGUGGAAUGUUCUGAGGGGUGUGGAGUGACAGUGACACAAAGUGGAAUGUUACGUGAAUGUGGAGUAGGUAGUGGAGUAGCGAAUGUGGAGGAGAGCCAGUAAGACAAUAACAAAGUGUUGUGAAAGGGGUGAGAGUGGAUGGAUGGUGGACAAGUUGGUAAUCAUGAAUUGGAUUGGUUACUGUGUGUGGUGGUGGUGGUUGUGGUGAUGGUGGUGGUGGUGAUGGACUGGAGUGUGAUCUUGACGGAAAACCUUUAAUCUACACCUUAACUGUGUUUCAUAAAGCGUGUUGCCUUGUUUUGAAUACCUGAACAAACAGUAACAAUAGUAAAAGUUCUAAAUCUUUACUUUAUCUACGGAAAACCUUUAAUCUACACCCUAAUUGUGUUUCGUUAAGUGUGUUGCAUUGCUUUGAAUACCCAAACAAACCAGUAACAAUGAUAAAAAGCUGCAAUUUUCAUUUAUACCAUGUGGGCUUUUCACGGGAAUUUCUGGGCUAAAGGGGGCAUUUUUGUGAGGCACCUCCUAUCUCAAAGCCCACCCGUUGUCCAGAGUGAGGAAGCCCAACUUACACUCGGACCGUGGACAGGAUUCGAACCCGUGCGCUUGGAGACCCCUCGGACCCCAAAGCACGCAUGGUUCCACUGUACCACGGCGGGCCCUUAUCUGCUGUGUUUGCUGUAGUAGCAAUGUGAAUAAAAGUUUAAACGCU